AAAAUGGAUACAUAAACAAAAUUAACUCUCUUAGGAACAGCAUUUGCUGGAUUAUUUAGUGGUGCAUCAAUCUAUAUUAAUGUUGUUGAACAUCCUGCAAGAUUAAGCUGUAAAAUUGAUGUUGCACAUACUUAAUGGAUGCCAUCCUAUAAAAGAGCAGCUAAAUGGUAAGCAUCUUUAGCAUUUCUUGGUGGAUUAGUAGGAAUAAUUAAUUAUGCCAAAUUUAAAAAUAAGCUUACCUUAAAAGCAGGACUAUUUCUUGCUUCUGUUAUACCAUUUACUUUGAUAGUAAUUAUGCCUGUCAAUAAAAUCUUAUUGGAUGAAUCAAGAUAAGAAGAAGAAGAGAAAUUAAAAUUACUUAAAAAAUGGGGAUAACUUCAUGCAGUGAGAACUGUAGCUAGUUUAAUUUCUUUUGGAAUAUUUUUGUAUGCAUUGGCCAAAAAAUGAUCAUUAUUUAUAUUUAAUAUUCUUAUUACAUUUAAU
Molecule: messenger RNA, 483 nt
Organism: Paramecium sonneborni
Lineage: Eukaryota; Ciliophora; Oligohymenophorea; Peniculida; Parameciidae
Source: the annotation of a GenBank genome assembly